Molecule: messenger RNA, 875 nt
Organism: Ciona intestinalis (vase tunicate)
Lineage: Eukaryota; Metazoa; Chordata; Ascidiacea; Phlebobranchia; Cionidae
Source: RefSeq, a predicted model, not a curated record
GCAUGACCUUACAAUAUAGCUUAACUCUCUUUAAACAGGGUGUUGGAGAGAUAGAAGAAUUCGAAAUGAACUUUGAUUACUAAACUGUGAAUGUCACCAUUCAGUUUUGCAUUAGUUUUGGUAUAGCUGACAGAAAACUUAUCACAGUUCAGUUUUUAAUACUUUUAGGGGUAAAUUUAGACAGAACACUUUUGAAUUUGAAUUUAAAUCAAUACUUGUGUUAGUAACAACGAUGUACAAAUAUGAGGUAUAUCAGAUAUAGUUAGUCCCUAUAGUAUGCGAAUGUUUUGAGCACAAAUUUAUUUAUGUCUCGUAAAGUCUGUAUACAAGCAAUCACAAAGAUCGGUUACACUAUUCAGCAAAGAUACACUUAAUGGCCUAUAUGGUUGCAUUAAUACUGCAGAGGUUUGUUUUGCACAGUUACAUUUUCUGAAUUUAAUAAAACAAAAAAAGGUUUUCAUAAAAAUGGCACUUGUAAUUGCCACAUCUGCAUUGUUCGGAUCGCUGGAUUACAAUGAAUCACCAAAACUAAUUAAAUACCGGAAAAUCAUGAUACUUCUUGGUGUAUUUGAAAUGAGUUUCGGUUUUAUAAGCAUUCUCAUGGGAAUAUUGCAAGUGGCUUUGGUUGAACCAAGCAGUAGCAGCAUUAGUUCGAAAAAAUCCCCACAGUCAUAUGGUGAAGGGAUAUGGGCCGGGAUCUGGGUUUUGGUUGCGGGCGUACUUUGUAUCGCAGCUGCCAAAACAAAAACAAAGCUUUGGUUGAUACAAACACAUUUGGGGUUCGCGAUAGCAGGUGCUAUUUUUGCAGCCAUAGAAAUAGCAAUCGCAGCAGUGUUACUUUCUUUACCAAAGGUAUAAAUCCGUUUCCUGCCGUA